AUGUUCUUCAACAACCUCAACAUCAUUCAAUUUGGUUUGCUGUUGCUUCAAGGCAGCACUACCUUCGCGAAACAUAUCAGUUCUCGAACCUGUAAUAAUUGCUCUUGCGCUAUUGCAGAAACGCUAGGCCCCAAGCUCUCCGCUGGAGCUUCAUGCUCCUACUCUACCGCGGCAGCACCGAGAUGGAGUGAAUUUGAUGCUCCUGACCCAGGUCUUGUUGUGAAUGUAGCUACUGAAUCGGAUGUCCUUAUUACUGUUCAAUACUGCAAUGAAAACAACAUCAGUUUUCUGGCUCAAAAUGGUGGUCACGGCUGGGGUCAGACUUUCCACCUUGGUCUUGAAGGUCUUCUGAUCAACUUGGGCGGCCUGAAUAGUACCACUUUCAAUGCAGAUAAGACAGAAGCAACCAUCCAAGGCGGAGCAUUGGUCAGGAGUGUUGUUGAUGCAGCUUAUUCAAAUGGCGCACAAAUCCCCACCGGCAAUUGCAAUUGUGUUGGCGCACUAGGCGCCAUUCUAGGUGGAGGUUUUGGUCGUCUCAUGGGACUUUACGGACUUGGUGUUGACAACUUACUUUCUCUCAAUGUGGUCACUGCAGCUGGAACGCAGCUCACAGUAACACCAGAAACCGAGGAAGAGCUCUGGUGGGCUUUACGAGGCGCGGGUCCUAACUUUGGCAUCGUCACGUCGGCAACCAUUACAUCUUAUCCCGUGACAACAGCUGAGAAUGGGGCUUGGGUCGGAAGCUGGAUCUUUACAGAGGAUCAAAUCGAGGAUGUCGUUGAAGCAGUCAACGAUUUGGAUCUUUUGCCAGAGAUGGCUGUUUUCCUCUACUAUGCAGUUUCGGAUGGAACUCCAGUGGUGCUAGUCAGUGGUUCAUAUGCGGGAGCAAACAAUAGUGAUGGUCCGAACGCAUUUGCUUCCAUCACAGCCGUUGGACCUGUAGUGGAAGAAGCAGCUUGGUCGCCCUUCGAUGAAGUCAAUGCAUCAGGCGAUUCCUUUUGCGCAAAGGGGGGAUAUAAGCCAGCUUACGGUGCCGGACUCGCACAAUUGGUGCCAGCAACAUGGCGCUCAAUUUGGAACGAAUUCGUUGAUUUUAUAGCAAUUAACGGCACGUCGGCCAGCACUGUAAUGGUCGACUGCUACCCCAUGGAAAAGACUCGGACUCUACCCGAUUCCUCUUCGUCCUAUCCUUGGAGAUCCACUAUCAAUUGCAAUGCUGCAGUUAUUCCGUGGUAUGAUGAUGCUAGCUUGAAUGCUGCUGCAGUGUCAUUUGGGAAAUCUGUCAGAAGUUUGUGGUACGAGACCAGCGGGACAGCAACGAAUGCAACGUAUAUCAAUUAUGCGGUAGGAGACGAACCAUACUCUGUUGUCUACGGUGACAACUUGGCGACAUUAGAAACUCUUAAGGGUGUAUGGGAUCCGACGGGGAAGUUCGACCAGUUUUUCCCUUUAUAA
This is a messenger RNA of Lachnellula hyalina, 1455 nucleotides long. RefSeq names its product FAD-linked oxidoreductase. The transcript has 3 exons. Bases 1 to 1455 code for a protein of 484 amino acids. Lineage: Eukaryota; Fungi; Ascomycota; Leotiomycetes; Helotiales; Lachnaceae. The record is from RefSeq and is a predicted model, not a curated record. Gene Ontology annotation, molecular function: FAD binding.